Molecule: messenger RNA, 1581 nt
Organism: Rhizoctonia solani
Lineage: Eukaryota; Fungi; Basidiomycota; Agaricomycetes; Cantharellales; Ceratobasidiaceae
Product: Copia-like polyprotein/retrotransposon
Exons: 1
Coding region: 1-1581 (526 amino acids)
Molecular function (GO): zinc ion binding; nucleic acid binding
Source: RefSeq, a predicted model, not a curated record
AUGUCAGAUUCGUCGGAGGAAACAAUACAUCCCCCGACUGACGUAGAAGACGAGGAUUUUCAUCCUACUUACGAAGACCCAGAGCCGACAGCUCACUUAUCCGAUUUAGUACAAGGUUCGCACGACGAAUCAUUCGAUUCUACCGCCUCAGACGAUCAAUUACCACCGUCAAGUCGUUUCAGGUUCCCGUUUAGGGCAAUCCCCAGCUCAAGCUUACCAAGCUUCGCUCAACCAUCAACAGCGAGCUCAAGCACACUACCCACACCCCCGGUAUCGUGUGUAGCACAGCAAGCCCCGCCUCAAUUCGUCUUUAGUCAGCCCCCAGCACCUUUACCACCGUUACCUCAAGGCUUGCAAACGCCCAUACCACCACCUCGUCCAAUGGCUUCCUCUGGAGCCACAACUUCGGCUGCUACAUCUUUGUCAGCACCUUCUAUUAGCAAGAAGGUUAUUGUCCAGAAAAUUUCCCCGCUUAAGGGAUCGGACGAUUAUGCUGUAUGGUCGUCAAAAAUAAAUGAUUUAUUGUUCCAAUUAAAACUAUCUGGACACAUAAAUGACGAUUAUAUAAAUGCUCAUAAAACAGACACGACAUGGGCCGAUGACGAUCGAAACGCACUAAUUACUAUACGGAGUUGCGUUGACCAAAGCGCAUAUAUUCACGUUAUGUCAUGUACUACAGCGAAAGAGGCAUGGGACAAACUCAAAGAUAUGUUCGAGGUACAUGGAAUGCUAGCAAAAUUGUUCCAGCGGCAAAAGCUUGAUAAUAUACGAAUGACCGAAGGCGAUAGCCUCGAACACCACAUUAGGAAAUUACGUACCAAAUUCGAGACGAUGCAACGCAUUUUGGGCGAUGCAUCAAGAUGGAACGAGGAGGAGUGGAUAACACUCCUAAUUGGGUCAUUACCGGCCUCGUGGAAACCGGUUAUUCAGACAUUACCGGUUGAAUAUGAGCAAGGCACGACAGCUGCAAUCACUACCGAAAAUAGAAAGAAAAUGGUUUGGACUGUUACCGAACGGCUUCUUGCCAAAGAAGCACGCCUGAAAGGCGAGACCGCUCCAAAAGGGGAAUCCGGGAUGUUCAAUCGCGAUCAAGCAAUGCGUUUUCCUAAACCGAACGGCAAUUUCAUUUCUGGAAAGAAACCCGGACAAUGCCAUAACUGCGGAAAAAUGGGCCAUUGGGCCUCUGAAUGUCGAUCCUCAGGGGGAGAAUAUAGAAAUAACAAUUUUAAUCGAGGAUCGAAUUCAAACAAUUGCGGUAAUUCUAAUUACAGAGGCCGACACCGAGGUCGAGGCCGAUACAAUAGCAAUCGCGGCCGAACACAACAAACGAACGCAGCGAUAAAUAAUGCAAAGGACGAGUAUGGUAUGAUGGCCAUACCUACACAAACCCAAACAACGCCAAUUAAGCAACUGUGGAUAGCUGACUCAGGGGCUACCACGCAUGUAUGCAACAAUAAGACCAGUAUGUUUGACUUACAGAAAGUUAACGGUACCGUCGACGGAGUAAAUUCGGCCGGUACCUACGAAUACAUCGGAAAAGUCGAACUCGAAGUUCAACCAACAUACCAUAGGGGCAAAUGA